Salvelinus namaycush (lake trout) is the source of this 4596-nucleotide messenger RNA. Its product is annotated as tau-tubulin kinase 1-like. Gene Ontology annotation, molecular function: ATP binding; protein serine/threonine kinase activity. Gene Ontology annotation, biological process: peptidyl-tyrosine phosphorylation; signal transduction; peptidyl-serine phosphorylation. The transcript has 18 exons. Bases 46 to 4596 code for a protein of 1516 amino acids. Lineage: Eukaryota; Metazoa; Chordata; Actinopteri; Salmoniformes; Salmonidae. Gene Ontology annotation, cellular component: cytoplasm; nucleus. The record is from RefSeq and is a predicted model, not a curated record.
GGCUGAAUCAAGUUGGGAGCUGCUGUGCCUCUGUCUGGCCGACCAAUGCAGUGUGUAGGGACGGUCGCCCAGCCCGACGAAAACAUGAACGGAGCGGGGGAGCAGGUGGACAUCCUGUCUCCCAACUGCAUGGUAAAGGACCGAUGGAAAGUGCUGAAGAAGAUUGGUGGGGGAGGUUUUGGGGAGAUCUAUGAAGCAUUGGACCUGCUGACCAGGGAGAAUGUGGCUCUGAAGGUAGAGUCAGCCCAGCAGCCUAAACAGGUUCUCAAGAUGGAGGUGGCCGUCCUCAAGAAACUGCAAGGAAAAAAUCAUGUCUGUAAAUUCAUCGGAUGUGGAAGGAACGAGAAGUUUAACUAUGUGGUCAUGCAACUUCAGGGGAGAAACCUAGCAGACCUGAGGAGGAGUCAGCCUCGCGGCACCUUCACCAUGAGCACCACGCUACGCCUGGGCAAACAGAUUCUGGAGUCCAUAGAGGCCAUCCACUCUGUGGGCUUCCUGCACAGAGACAUCAAGCCUUCUAACUUUGCUAUGGGUCGACUCCCCUCCACCUAUAGAAAGUGCUUCAUGUUAGACUUUGGCCUGGCUCGCCAGUACACCAACACUACCGGGGAGGUUCGACCGCCCAGAACUGUGGCGGGAUUUCGGGGAACUGUUCGUUAUGCGUCAGUAAAUGCUCAUAAAAACAAAGAAAUGGGUCGCCAUGACGAUCUAUGGUCGCUAUUUUACAUGUUGGUAGAGUUUGCAGUCGGUCAGUUACCAUGGAGAAAAAUUAAAGAUAAGGAGCAAGUGGGUCAGAUUAAAGAGCGCUACGACCACAGAAUGCUGCUCAAACACAUGCCUUCUGAGUUUUACAUCUUCCUGGAUCAUGUUUUAGGCCUUGACUACUUCACCAAACCAGAUUACCAGUUGCUGAUGUCGGUCUUUGAGAACAGUAUGAAGGAACAUAUCAUCACAGAGAACGAGCCUUUUGAUUGGGAGAAGGGAGGGACGGAUGGAGUGCCUCUGUCCACCAGCACGUCAACGCCACCUCAACAGAACACACGACAGACUCCCGCCGUGAUCGGGGUGGUGAACGUGACUCUGGUUCCUGGGGAGCUGCCGAGGGAGAACACAGAUGACGUUCUACAAGACGAGCACCUGAGUGACCAGGAGAACGCUCCACCUGCAGUACCCAGCAGGCCUUGCGAGGGGACACCUCCCCAGGUGGAAGCCGAGGCGUGGAACGACACCGACUUAAACCGCAACCAACUCAGGAUUAGCAUCAGCAAGGGGCAGUUGGCUGCGGAGGAAGAGGAGCCUGCUAGAGGGACGUGUCCUGAUGCCCUCGUGGGUGGAGCUCCUCCAGAAAUGACUGGUGCUCAGGUCUGCGCUCUGCGGUACCGGAGGAUCAACAGCCCAGAGUCAGACCGUCUGUCCGCCGCAGACGGGAGACCAGACAUCUACGACAAACGAGGGUCUCGUAUGGACAUCCUGGGAUCCCCGUCCCGCCACGUGCAGUCCUCCCAGCCGGCCCAGAUGCACUCCCUGGAGGGAGGAGGUGGGGACCGGCAGGGUUGCAGUGGUAGACCAGGUCAAGAGGUCUCCGUAGCCUCUGUGGCCGACCCCGAGGCCCACAGUAACGCGUUCAUCCGGUCUGUACCACUCGCCGAGGAGGAAGACUUUGACAGCAAGGAGUGGGUGAUCAUCGACAAGGAGACUGAGCUCCAGGACUUCCUGGGUCUCCUGGGCCCAAGGGCUGAGCCCACCACCUCGGGGCCCACCACCGAUGAGGAACCUGAGGAGCUGAGGCCCCUAGACGAAAUGGAGGAGUGGAGGAGCCGUGGACACAGACCACGGCCACAGUCGGAGUACUUUGGAGCUCACGGACAGAGACCCAGACGCACAGAGACCCAGACGCACGGAGACCCAGACGCACGGAGACCCAGACGCACGGAGACCCAGACGCACGGAGACCCAGACGCACGGAGACCCAGACGCACGGAGACCCAGACGCACGGAGACCCAGACGCACGGAGACCCAGACGCACGGAGACCCAGACGCCCGGAGACCCAGACGCCCGGAGACCCAGACGCCCGGAGACCCAGACGCCCGGAGACCCAGACGCACGGAGACCCAGACGCACGGAGACCCAGACGCGCGGACACCCAGACGUGCGGAGACCCAGACACCCAGACGUGCGGAAACCCAGACGCACAGAGACCCAGUCGCUCAGACGCAGAGACCCAGAGACCGAUACACAUACAGACAGAGACCCAGACACACAGACGCGCAGAGACCCAGACGUGCAGAGACGCACAUUGGAGGAGGAUAGGCCCCACCCCCACCACCCGCACCACUCUUUCCCGAGGCCCAACCAAUUGAGAAGAUUGGCGUCGUACGUGUUCUCGUCCUCUACCCUGGAGACGGAGCAGUAUCCCCAUGGUAACUUGGAAGCUGGGGCGUUGAUCCAGAGAAGCCGCUCUGCCGAGAGCAGCCCUGCCCGUCUCCCCUCGCGGCGCCACAUGCCCCUGGCCCUGGAGCAGAUCAGCCCAUACCAGGGUGGCAGUGGGGAGGACCUCAACUUCCAGGGUGUAGAGCGAGAAAGGCCUAACCUUCCCACGCUGGCCCAGCAUCGCUUUCGACGGGUGGACUUCCUCUCUGCCAUGCUCACCGGCGCCGCCACCCUUCCGCCUCUCCAAACCUCCUUUGAGGUUGAUUCCAGAACCUGUGUUGAGCAGGGUCAGGAUGGGAAUGUGGAUGCCGCUGAGGUCGGGGCUGGGGCAGUGUCCAGCGGUGAUGGGAGCCCCAAGAGCAGCGAGCACAGCCAGGAGUGUGAUGAUGGAGCUCCCUCUACUCUUCUUGCAGACGAGCCUCCUCGGGACUACCCUCACCGGGCCUCUGCAGGAGUGGGGUUUGGUGGUGAUCCGGACCUGGAGCUGGAGGAAGGCUCCAAGACCCUGGUGCUCUUCUCCCCUGGAGACGUGAGGAGGUCCCUUGCCGUGGUGGGCGAUCUGCCCCCGGACGAUGCCGGGAGCCACCAGGGGACGCUGGCAGCCAUCACACCCCAGUGCGAGAGAGCUCUGGGACCUCUGGGAAGCCUGCUCGACGUGUCUGAGCCAGGUACUUUGUUCUCCCAGUUGAAGUCCGAGCCCAAACCGCCUUCGACGGCCGUCUCCGCCAUCCUGGUCAAUGUGGCGCCCAAUGUUGUUACUCCCACCAGCACCUCCCCUCCUUUCACCAAAGUAGAGCGGACAUUCGUACACAUUGCCGAGACUACCCACCAUAAUGUGAUGAGCUCCUCAGGGACUCUGCAGCUCAGGCUGCUGCUCCCUGGGCUGGUUGAGGAGCCCACAGACGAACAGGAGAACCACUCGGAGGAAGAGAAAGAGGAGGAUAGGAGGGAGAGUGGAUCAGAAAGCAACGUCUUUGAGAAAGACGAGGAAGGGGACGAAGUGAGCAGGUUUGAUGAGGAGAAGGAGGAGAGGAAGAGAGAGAGUAGGUCCAAGGAGGAAGUUCCCGAGAGAGCAAUCCCAGGUUCCCCAGAGAGAGACAACAGGGCUAAGGAGGAGGAAAAGGAUGUUGCAAAGAAAGAGGUUGAGGAGUUAAUCCCCCCAGAAAAAGAGAUGGAAGAAGAGUCAGAACUUGGGGACGAAGCCCAGCCAGCGAUCCAGUCAAACCUCUCCUCUCCCAUUCUCGGUCCCCCAGAAGAACCUGAAGCCCAGGAUAUCCUGGUCAUUUCAAUAGAAACCAAGUUAGACUCUGAAACAGAGGACACCCCUAUUGUUGUUUCCUCUGAGAUGGAGCCUGCCCAAGACGUGAUGUUAGCAGAGAAGGAGAGCCAGGUCCAGCUCGAACAAAACAAUGAGGCUUCUCCACAGGAGGAACCCAAGGACCCUGGUGAUCCAGAAAAAUUGUCAGAGGCCAGCAAACAGACCAGGCCUCAGAAAAUUAGCAGAAUCCCGGUUCUCUCUCGGUCUGAGGAGGACACCAGCUCGGACCAGGACCAGUCGGCGGCGUCCCAGUCAUUCAAGUCUCGUCAGAGGGCCAAGCGACCUCACCUAGCCCGGCUGGUCAUGGAAAGGAGGCAAGGUCGCAUGCUAAGACUGGCUUCUGUUUCCUCAGCGUCCUCUGUGGAUGAUGGCUGUAAAGUUCCAGCAGAGAUCCAGCAUCAAUCUCACAAAACUAGGACCCCAAGAAUAAAUGUUCCACUGCACCAGAGGUCCCAGACUCUGCAGUCCCGACCUGGACCCGGGGCCAACUCCUCCUCCUUAUUCUCCACCCCCCAGACUCCCCUGCGUGGGGUUAUCUCCCGAGCCCCUCUCUCUGCAUGCCCCUCCCCCUGUUGCUACUCCACUUCCCGGACCGACAGCCCCUCCCCUCAGCGCCCACGCCGGGGGGCUGCAGUUACAGAAGUCCGGAGGCAGCUCAUAUCCGUGCGGGCGCAGACUGCACUUCCGCUAAAACCCAGACCGCCUCAAACCGAUGAUUCCUCAGCCCCUGGGACGCCCAGGAGGCGAGGCAAACUUUACCCGUUGUCAUCUACAUCCACACCCACCAAGGGGAAGUCAGAUGCUUCUGAGAGCAAGACAGCCACCAGAGAAUAUAGCCUAGCUUAG